Molecule: messenger RNA, 4967 nt
Organism: Paramormyrops kingsleyae
Lineage: Eukaryota; Metazoa; Chordata; Actinopteri; Osteoglossiformes; Mormyridae
Gene: prickle2b
Product: prickle homolog 2b
Molecular function (GO): zinc ion binding
Source: RefSeq, a predicted model, not a curated record
CAGUUAGGGAGCUGCCUUGAGACUUUAUGGUGCUGCCAUCUCCCUGAAGCUCUAACUGCGCUUCUGACACAUUUUAUUAAGUGAAAAACCCAAUUACGGGCGGCAGACGCUCUGUGGAUGUUGUCCGCUUACUAUGCUGAGCCGCUAAUUGCGCUCUCUUCCCCCAUAUCAUGACAAUGAAAGGGAAGAAAGUAUUAAUGUCGCUUGUUCUUUUAUUUGUUUUAGUUUUUGCUGGUGAGUUGAAGCUCUCAUUCUGGAAAAUGCUUACGGUCUUCUGCGCGUGGUCUAUGAGACGCUCCCUAGCCGCAAGGCUGAUUUUUCAAAAAUACCAUUAUUUAUCAUUGUUUUUUUUAAGAACCCAUAUCAGACCCGCUCCUCGUCCUGGCGGCCCUCCUACAUUUGUCGUGGGUAAUUCAGCCACAUGUGCCCCGGUUCGCGGGGGGGGGGGGGUGGUUAAGUUGGCUGUUCAAAGCAGACCUCUUCUUUUUUCCCCCUGAGAUGAAAUGAUACCGGUUCCGUGAUUCUACGCCAGCACGCGGCUGAGGGCGGAUCUGAGUCCGCUGUUGCUGGGCUGUUUUAGCGACGCGCGCAGUGAUUAACGGCACGCGCUGAAUGGAUCCCAGCUUCCCAUUCGGUCCACAUGCAUCCCAGUCAGAAGGAUCCCUUCAGGCGCCCCCAGCCCCAGGGUGACGACUUUAAUCCCUUCCCCAUCCUUCCCUCCCCUUUCAUUUUCCACUCUACAAAUAUAAGAAAGAAAAGGAUUCGCUUAUCCAGCCCAGCAGCCUUGCUUAAUUGACAUACCGCUGACUUCAAGGACUUGAAGGGACCCAGAUAUCCACAGGAGAUUCUGGUUCUGCGUGUUACGCGGUAAAUGGAAAGUGAACACAGAUUCUCUCUUCCCCAAGUGUGUCCCGGCCGUAGCCACGUUCUCAGGCGGCGUCCCGGUGUCCCUAUAUCACAUGACCUGUCACCUCCCGGGUUCUGGAGUAGAGGUGUGGGUUUCUCCUUCGCCCCGCUGCAGACGGUAGGCUGGAAGGCAGAGAGCGGCCCACGUUCCAGUAGCUAUAUUUAGCCCCGCAUCUGCAGGCUCGCGUUUCCUCCCCCCGAGUCGGAGUGGCGUGCAGACGCUCAUACAGGACCAGAUCUGGCCCAUCUUUGUUUACGUGGCCCGACUCGUGGGGCGCAAAGCGAGGUGUAGACGCGUCCCCGUAAUCAGGCAUGCAGGAAUGACCGCGUGAAGCCUGACUCCUGAGUGGUGUAAUGAGAGAACCCUACUGCCCCCCCCCCUCCCCCCAUCUGGGGUGUCAGGAUGUUGAUUAUUUUGUCCUGUGGCCAGGUUGGAUCACAGUCAUGAAUAUUAAUGGCCCAGAUUGUUGCUCAUUCGGUAUUAAUUGAUUUUUUUUUUCCUUCUUCUUUGUAAUAAUCAUUCUUUCAGUCUCGUGCUUUCCCGCGAGGCACGGUAGACAAAUGGCCUCCCUCUGGGGACAACCCUAUUCCGGGGGGGGGCCUGGGUGAGAUCCGAGGGGCGGGUCACAACCUCAGUGCUGAAACCGCCUCGUGCAUAAGUGCGGGGGUGAGGCCCUGCUUCAUUUCGCGGGUCCCCGGCCGAUAACGUCAGUCCUACUUUUCUUAUCUGCUCAAUCGUGUUGGUAAGAAUGCAUGUUAUCUGCAGACAUGAUUCCGACAGCCUGGUUCCUCUGCCUCCAUUAUCGUCACAUGGAAAGACUCCCUUUGCUUUUGCCCACGGGGUAUCCCUCAGCACCCCCGGCCGUCUGAGGGCCCAAAGUGGUAAUGAGGUUUGUCGUAAGCAGGCAGCUUGUUUUCGCAGCAGGACGCCAGGGAGGUUAAGGGAUCUGACUGGUUCACGCGCUCUGCUCCUCGACAAGAGGUCUGCAGUCUCUCAGCCCCGGCGGGGGGGAAGAUCUGCCUCCAUUGUAAGUGUCCACGGGAGGAGCAUGCAGUCGCCGUGAUGCCCCUAGAGAUGGAGAAGACGGUCACCAAGCUGAUGUACGAUUUCCAGAGGAACUCUACGUCCGACGACGACUCAGGGUGUGCUUUGGAGGAAUACGCCUGGGUGCCUCCGGGGCUUAAACCAGAACAGGUCCACCAAUAUUACAGCUCAUUUCCGGAAGAGAAGGUUCCGUAUGUGAACAGCGCUGGAGAGAAGCACCGCAUCAAACAGCUCCUGCAUCAGCUGCCCCCGCAUGACAAUGAGGUGCGCUACUGCAACUCCCUGGACGACGAGGAGAAGCGGGAACUCAAGCUGUUCAGCAGCCAGCGCAAGAGGGAGAACCUGGGGCGGGGGAACGUCAGGCCCUUCCCGGUGACCAUGACAGGGACAGUCUGUGAGCAGUGCGGCGGGCAGAUUAACGGUGGCGAUAUCGCCGUGUUUGCAUCACGGGCCGGCCACGGCGUCUGCUGGCACCCCCACUGCUUCGUGUGCAGCACAUGCGAUGAGCUGCUGGUUGACCUCAUCUACUUCUACCAGGACGGCAAGAUUUUUUGCGGCCGGCACCAUGCAGAGAGGCUAAAGCCACGCUGCUCUGCCUGCGACGAGAUCAUCUUUGCGGACGAGUGCACGGAGGCGGAGGGCCGCCACUGGCACAUGAGCCACUUCUGCUGCUUCGAGUGUGAGACCGUGCUGGGGGGGCAGCGUUACAUCAUGCGGGAGAGCCGGCCCUACUGCUGCGACUGCUUCCAGUCGCUCUACGCCGAGUACUGCGACGCCUGCGGAGAGCACAUCGGUAUCGACCAGGGCCAGAUGACCUAUGAUGGGCAGCACUGGCACGCCACGGAGAGCUGCUUCUGCUGUGCCCGCUGUAAGCGGUCCCUCCUUGGCCGGCCCUUCCUGCCCAAGCAGGGCCAGAUCUUCUGCUCUCGCUCUUGCAGCGCCGGUGAUGAGCUCGAUGGCUCAGACUCGUGCGACUCUGCUUUCCAGAGUGCCCGCUCCCGUGAGUCGCGCCGCAGCACCAAGGCAUGCAAGAGCGCCGAUGGCCCCGAGGCCCGGCAGCCGACCGGGCCGGGCCGCUUCUCGGCCGACAUCGACCCACUCUCGCUGCAGAUGGACCUGUUAAGUGUGUCGAGUCAGACGCCCAGCCUGAGCCGUGACCCCCCAGCGUGGAAGAGCCGUAGCGAGCAGUAUGUGCAGGAGGGCCCCCCCGAGCCGGCGCCCAGCCCCCUGCAGCUGCUCAGCCAAUGCAACGUGAGGACGAGUUACGGCGCCACCCUCAGCCCUGGAGGCCCGACCAACCCACGGUCCCCAGAGCCGGCCGGGCCCAAACGCCCCCCCAUGGGUGCCCUGAAGGGCCGCUCCCUGAAUGAGGACUGGUUCCACGCGGAGCAGGGCGAUUAUUACCCAGCAAAGCUGAAGAGCCAGGCCAGCUUCAACGAUGCCGCCCGCAGCGACUGCCUGGACAAGCGAUCCGUCAGCCUGCAUGGCUUCCAGAGAGAUCCGGAAGCAGGGACCCAGCUGGGCCGCACCCGCACCCCCAUCAACGCCCUGGGCUUUACGGAGCAGCUCACCCCACUGGAACAGACGCCCAGAGGCUCCAUGGAGUCUCUUGCCCUCUCCAAUGUGACAGGCACAUCCGUGGAUGGGAGUAGCCGGCGGCAGGAGCACCUGUCCCGCUUCUCCAUGCCCGACCUCAGCAAGGACUCCGGAAUGAAUGUGUCAGAGAAGAGCAACAUGGGCACCCUCAACUCCUCACUGCACUUCCGCAGCACUGAGUCCCUGCGCAGCCUCGGCUCUGCCCAGCCAUAUGGCAACCCGGAGCUCCGCCCCCCACCACCACCACAGCUGAAGUACCCAUCGCACCGCCGGGAGUCCCCAGGCCGGCUCCGUCAGCCACACGGAUUCCCCUUCCAGGAGGAGGACCGGCUGAGUCUGAUGGGUGGGGCGGGGGUUCGGAAUCGGCGGAGGGCUGAAGAGCUAGAGGAGCCACGCCGGCGCCACCAUCACCGGAGACGCCGGUCCCGCCGUUCGCGGUCUGAUAACGCACUGCACCUGGUGGCGGAGCGCCGGGGCCCCACGCUGGAGCGCCCCCUGCUGCGAGUCCACGAGGACUAUGAUCGGUUUGGGGGGGGCAGGGGCCCGUUUGGCGGGGGCGGCCACUUCCGGCAGGGCCCCUACCGGCAGUGCCCACGCACCACAUCGGACUUGACGCUGCAGAACGCGGUUGGUCAUGGGCUUGGGCCCUGCCGAUGGGACGAUUAUGAGGAUGACUGGUGCUCCACCUGUUCAUCCUCCUCCGAGUCUGACGACGAGGGCUACUUCUUGGGUGAGCCUAUCCCCCGGCCCGUGCACAUGCGCUACCUGAGCGGCGAGGAGCUGCUCCACAAGUACGCCUCCCCGGCCAUAGGGGGCGCCGGUCCGCUGGGGGGCCACGGACAGCUCCAUACACGCAAGCGCAGGAAAAGCAAGAACUGCAUCAUCUCCUGACACCCCCCCCCAUUUCUACCCAGUACAAAAAUCGUCUGUACACAUCGCUCCGUGGUCCCGCCCCAGAACAACAAGCCAUAACACCCUGCCGCUUUGUACCGUGAGCCCAGCCAGGGAAUGAUAUUCAGUGAGGUGUCAGUCGACAGCAGUAACUUUGCAUGCUCUUCGUUAACCGUCCCAAUUACUUCUUAAUUAUAUUCCUAACCCGGCACUCUAUUAAACGGCCAGUGCUAAUCCGACAAACGCAAAAUGCGUGUUCUCCAUACUCAGGCACUGUAACAGUUUAGUGUAGUCCUGCUUCUCCCAGCUGUGUGUUUACCACUGAAUAAAGCUCUAUGAUGUGUAUAUAAAGAAAUCCCUUAAGUUAAGAAUGUUUUAAUGUAAAUAUGUAAAUGAGGUAUUUUUAUAUUUUGUAUCGAUAGAACCAUUUAUGUAUUAUAUAAUGUAGAAAUGUAGAUGUGCAUGCGUGUCCAUUCGCUGAUAAUGUCUUGACUUGGAAUUAAAGAAUAUUUCAUUGAACAUCUUAAAA